Molecule: messenger RNA, 4794 nt
Organism: Toxotes jaculatrix (banded archerfish)
Lineage: Eukaryota; Metazoa; Chordata; Actinopteri; Toxotidae
Product: guanine nucleotide-binding protein G(s) subunit alpha-like
Exons: 12
Coding region: 1527-2666 (379 amino acids)
Biological process (GO): adenylate cyclase-activating dopamine receptor signaling pathway; sensory perception of chemical stimulus
Cellular component (GO): heterotrimeric G-protein complex
Molecular function (GO): D1 dopamine receptor binding; corticotropin-releasing hormone receptor 1 binding; G-protein beta/gamma-subunit complex binding
Source: RefSeq, a predicted model, not a curated record
ACCGUUCUUCGUUCCCAGGGUUCCGUGAGAGCCGUUUGCCCCACCCCACCUCUUCAACGCUAUCUAUCUCAAUGUACAAUUCUCAGAGAAAAACGGGGGCAAAAAUAAUUCAGAGUAAUACUGCAAAGAAACGUUUCUCAUUUCCCCGACCGGUUGAUCGGAGCAGACGCGGCCCCUCGGCGGUAAAGAUGAGUGUCUCGCCGCUGGAUCAGUGAUUGAAAACACCGCGGUAUGUUCAUGUAUCAUGCACAUGUAACCAUAAUCUACCAUACGGAUUCAAAGGGAAUACAAAAAGCUGAGAGACUUGACAGCGGACUGUACCUGCGCCAAACGGGAAAAUAACGGAGGAUUUUCCACGAGUAUCACCUGGAUAUUGCGUUAUAUUCAAGGACAUCCAGCUGCCAAAAACCGCCUUUGCUCGCCCGGAGAAGCUUUCCGAUGUGAGGAGAAAUACAAAUUAACGUUACGGAGAGAAAAAGGACGGAGAAGGGGCCUUUUUUUUUGGGUCUGGUCAAACCCUCUGAAAAGGCAAGCACCAGAAUCUGUUGACAGGGAGAGGAAAUAAUUUUGGCAUCGGCUAAAAACAGGAUAUUAUUGAUAAGGUUGCUAACAACCCACCCACCCCACCACCACCCUCCUCUAAAAAAAAAAAAAAAAAAAAGGUGUAUAAUGUGACGGAUUUGCGAUAGAGAAAGAAGCCCCGGUGUAGCCUGAUGAUUCACAUGCCGUCAUUUUAAGAGGAAAUAUUUAUUUUUUAAUUUUUUUUUUCACCCGCCCUCUGAUGUGCUUUGGUUAGGUGGAGAAAGGAUUGCAAACAACCCCCCUCCCUCCCUCCUAAAAAUAAUAACCUAAAAUAUAUAUUUAAAGGGGGGCAAAAAAAAGAGGUCGAGAAAAAAUAGGGCUUUGGUUGUGAGUGGAAAUGAAUUGAAUGGCAGUGUGAGAUAUCUGCCGAAGAUGGGCUCCGGAGGAGACAUUUGCUAAGAAAAUUAAACCCAACAGCUUGAAAAUAUAUAUAUAUAAAUCUGAAAGAGCCAGCGUUUGAAUUGAAAACACCUUUAAGGAAGCAGGACCACCGACGUUCAUCCAUGUGCAUUGCCAGGCUGGAAAUAUCACAUCCACUCUCAUAUCAAUGUUGAUGACUUCAUUGCGGAUUUACAGUGAAAAACACAGGAAUCAAGCGUCUGAGAGGGCGGCAUCGUUGCUCUGCUCCUUUCUGACUGAUCUCUUGUUGAUUAAUUGCCAGUAAAUAGCCACAUCCAUCCAUACAUAUCGUGCCAAAGCCUGGCGGGGCCCAUCGUGUACUACCUAACAGGUUUACAUCUGCAUCUGGCAACAUAAAUGUCACCCAUUUUGAGCCAGGUGUUCCUCUGCUGGGCCAGUCUUGGAAUUUAGGAUCCAUUGAUUUUUCUUCUGAUCAACACCCUCCCACCUUCCUUCCUUCCUCCCUCCCUGCACCCACCUGACCACCCACCCAACCAACCAACCACCCUGCCUCCCCCUGAACCUUUCACUGGGUUUUUGGGAAGAUGGGCUGUCUUGGCAAUAGUAAGACUGAAGACCAACGAAAUGAGGAGAAGGCACAGAGGGAAGCCAACAAAAAGAUAGAAAAGCAGCUUCAAAAAGACAAACAGAUAUACCGGGCGACUCACCGGCUACUACUAUUAGGGGCCGGUGAAUCCGGGAAAAGCACGAUAGUCAAACAGAUGCGAAUAUUGCAUGUUAAUGGCUUCAACGCAGAGGAGAAAAAACAGAAAAUUCAUGAUAUUAAAAACAACAUUAAAGAAGCUAUAGAGACUAUUGUGGCUGCCAUGAGUACGCUCACACCGCCAUGUCAGUUAGCCUGUCCUGCAAACCAAUCCCGAAUCGAAUAUGUCCUGAACCAAGUAAACCAGAAGGAUUUUGAGUUUCCUUCGGAGUUUUACGACCAUGCAAAGAUCCUCUGGCAGGACGAGGGUGUGCGGGCCUGCUGGGAAAGGUCCAACGAAUAUCAGCUCAUCGACUGUGCACAGUACUUCUUAGACAGGAUUGAUGUGGUCAGGCAGAAUGACUACACACCCACCGAUCAGGACCUGUUGAGAUGCAGAGUACUGACAUCUGGGAUCUUUGAGACAAGAUUUCAAAUAGACAAAGUCAAUUUCCAUAUGUUCGAUGUUGGAGGUCAGAGGGACGAACGUAGAAAAUGGAUCCAGUGUUUUAACGAUGUGACAGCUAUCAUCUUUGUGGUGGCGAGUAGCAGCUACAACAUGGUGAUCAGAGAAGACAAUCAGACCAACAGACUACAGGAAGCCCUCAACCUUUUCAAGAACAUCUGGAACAACAGGUGGCUACGGACCAUUUCAGUAAUCCUCUUCCUGAACAAACAGGAUCUGCUCGCUGAGAAGGUUUUGGCAGGGAAAUCUAAAAUUGAAGAGUAUUUCCCAGAGUUUGCACGCUACACUACACCUGAUGAUGCAAUACCAGAGCCAGGUGAGGAUCCACGCGUCACAAGGGCAAAGUACUUCAUUCGGGAUGAGUUUCUGAGGAUCAGCACAGCCAGCGGGGACGGACGGCAUUACUGUUACCCCCACUUCACCUGCGCGGUCGAUACAGAAAACAUCCGCCGCGUCUUCAAUGACUGUCGCGACAUCAUACAGAGGAUGCACCUACGGCAGUACGAGCUCUUGUGAUGGGCAGCGGCGUCCGGUCUGCUUAUCUACCUACCAACCUACCUAUCUACCCACCCCACACACGACCAGUUAGCCAAUCACCCCCUCCACUUCCACCAACUUCACCAAACAAGUGAGCGAACAAGUGAGCGACUGACCGCCUGCUCUCCCCUCCACCCCCGAUACAACUUCAGAAUUUCAGAAAAACGGAACAGUGGAAAGACUUUUUUUUUUUUUAAGGAAACACAGUUAAGGAUACACCAACAACAGUUUCAUCAACUAUUAUCCAGGACUGAUUGCUGUGCUCAGCUACACUUUGACCCAGGAAAGAGGGUCAAGACUGGAAUCCCUCAGUGAAGGCUAUCCCUCCUUUUAGCUCUUUCUCUCUCUCAGAUAUAUGAACACACGCACUCGCAGGUACACACACACUAUCAUAAGACAUUCAGAACCCUUAGAUAGGUUUUAAUGUCUCAUAUCACAGCCAAAUACACACACACACACACUUAAAACCUCCUGCUUUUAACAGUUGGCAGAGGCUGGAUUACAUAGUGCAUCCUGAGAGAGGGGUAGUUUAUUCACCGCGUGCUGACGACGAACCAUGAGGAAGAAAAGAAGAGAAAGAUGGACUCGGAGGGUGGCAAACUGAUACAGAGGAGGGCUGUGAGCCUUUUUUUUUUUUGUGCCCGAGGACGGACUAAUUGACUAACAGCUGCCUGUGGAAGUGAGCAUGACUCGAACUUAAGACCACACAGCUCACAUGACCUGCUCUUCAAGAAACCAGUCGAGGAGGGAUGGCAGAAAACAACAAAAACAGAAAAAAAAGAAAGAAAAAUACCAUACAAUGCAUAAAUUCAUGCAUACCAGUGAACUUCAUGCAGUGCAAAAAAUCCAAGCUAUAUAUAUAUAGAUAUUUAUAUAUGUGUGUAUAUAAAUAUGUAUAUAUAUAAAUAUAAAUAUUAUAUAUUCCUGUAAUAACACAAUUCAACUUUUAAGUUUUUGUUAGUUUUUACCCCAUGUUGUGUGUCGGUGUACACUGUGUGUGUGAUCUGCCUUUGUGCACCAUUUAAACCCCCCCUACCUACACACAUACACAUCCUACCCCCCCCACCCCCAACCCUGCUGCUAUUUGACAACUACUCAACAUAUGGAAAAUAAAGGAGAGAUUUUUAUUUAAUAAGGAAAAAAACAACAUAAAAGGAAAAGCAUGAUGUAAAAGAAGUGACUUAACGAGACUGGAUGCAACAUUUUUACCUGGGAACACACGUAUACACUAAUAUACACACACAUACACACACACACGCUCCAGCCCUCACUAGCCCCCUCUCUCUCCACACAACAACCCUCCCCCACCCUCACCUUUCGUCUUGUUCUCUCACCUCUCCCAGUCCCACUUCCUCCCCCUCCCGGCUUUAAGUACGUCUGUCUUUAUUUUACUGCUGGACUAUUAUUCUUGUACAGACUGUAAAAUGUAUUAUUUUGUACAACUUUAUUGAAGAAAAAAAAUAACUUGUAGAAGAUCCCUGUGCCUUGAUCACGACUGUACGUGUAAAAAAAUGAGCUAAUAUGUAAGUUAUGUUUCACUGCGCUGUACAGCUGGACGGGUCUGUCCCACCUCGUCCGUGCUAGCUCACCCCUUCGCUAGGGGGCUGGGGGGGAGGGGCAUCGGAUCGGGAGGGAGGCCUUUCGUCUGUUGCUUAGUUCCCACCCCCCCUCCCCCACAUUUGUUUGUUCGUUGAUUCAUUUGUUUUGCUUUGACUCUCCUCUGGUUUAUAUAAUAGGAUUUGAAGAAAAAAAAAGACGGAAAAAAAAGAUAAUCAGACACACCACCUUAAUGCUGUGUAGUGAAAGAUACUGAACCCUAACACAAUUUAAUAUAUAUAAAAUAUAUUUCAGAUUUUAUAUUUUAUAUAUAUGUACUGUACACUUAUAUCUAUCUCCCUUGUGAGCUGUCCCCCAGCUUUCCUUUGCUUUCUGUCAGUGACAUCUGCAUACAUUUUCAGAAGGUGGCGAUUCUGGGUGCAGUGGGAUGGGUGUUAAUUUUUUUUUUUUUUUUAUUUUAGCUUUAACUCUUUUGAAGGAGAGGGAAAUAUCCAAUUGCAAAACAUUGCUUGUUUCUACAUAAACCAAAUUCUUUUUGCUUAAACAAGAA